AGAAACAAAGAAAUGGAUCCCGAAGAGGAAGCAAAUAACAAAGAAAUCCGAUUAUGAUGGGCCAUCCAACAGCCCCAAUCCAACAUGGGUAUGGGUAUAUAAAGGCCAGCAGGGGAAAGGGGAAGGGGAAAGACGGGAAGAAAGAUCAACACAGCCGAAUGCUAUAGCUCCACAACACAAAAAUAAGAAUAAGAGGACAUUAUGGCGGUGUGUUGUGGUGGGCAUAGCCAUAUUGUAAGUGCAUUCUUUGGGGUAGUAGCCAUCUCCCUUCUCCUUCUACUGCCUCUCCCUCAGGCUCAGGCUCAGGCUCAGGCGGCUGAUCCCAACGCCAUAACAAAAUCCAACCCAUUGGUUAGCCAUGGCGGCCAAAUGCUGAAGGGAAAUAUUAACCUUGCGCUCGUGUUCUACGGUCAGUUCGGGCGCAUACAGAAGAACACACUCAGGUCUUUCUUGGGGUCCUUGAACACCAAUGGCCGAGUCGGGGUCGGGGGUGCCCCACAGGUAUCCUCCUGGUGGCGCAUGCUCAGCUCUUAUAACCCCACCGCUGGGAAUGUUAAUGUGAAGGUGGUCAAACAAUACGUGGAUCCCCAGUACUCUCUUGGAAAAAUUAUGACCAAGGAUUUCAUCAAGAUUCACGUGCAGAAGGCUGUCGCUGAAUUCCCUCAUGCCGUCACCGUUAUUGUUGCGGCUAGAGACGUGACGGUGGACGGGCUUUGCAUGGGGAAGUGUGCAGAGCAUGGAGUUAUUGACGAGGCGCCGUACGUGAUUAUUGGGAACCCUAUGACCGAGUGCCCAGGAGCAUGUGCAUGGCCUUUCUACAAGUCUGACUACGGCCCAGCCGGCGAUGUUCUGAAGCCUCCAAGCGGGGACAUCGGGACCGACGCUAUGGUGAUAUCACUGGCCUCGGGGUUGGCCUCGGUGGUAACCAACCCGUUCAGCACUGGGUUCUUCCAGCUGGGGCAGAAGGCGAGCGUGAUUGAAGCCUCCACCGCUUGCCCUGGGAUGUUCGGCAGUGGAGCCUCCCCUGGGAACACUGGGAAGGUGUUAGUUGACCCAAUCAACGGAGGCGCAUACAAUGUGGUUGGGUUAAAGGGCAAGAAGUUCCUUGUUCCAGCUCUUUGGAACCCCAAGACGACGUCGUGCUGGACUGUGAUUUGAACCCCAUCAUUCACUCCACAUUUAAAUUGCUAUUAAUUUCUUAACAAAAUGUUGGUGGAGUGUGAGGUGAACCCCCUCCCCUCAGUCCACAUUAAAUUCCCAUUCCUUUUUCGUUUCUUUAAAAAUUUAUGCGUUUAUGAUUGCCCACACCCAAUCUGUAGUUAGGGUGAGAGUAAGUUGUUGUAGCCUCAAAUAAAUGAAUUACUGAAA
Cucurbita pepo subsp. pepo (vegetable marrow) is the source of this 1368-nucleotide messenger RNA. The record is from RefSeq and is a predicted model, not a curated record. Lineage: Eukaryota; Viridiplantae; Streptophyta; Magnoliopsida; Cucurbitales; Cucurbitaceae.